This is a messenger RNA of Oikopleura dioica, 291 nucleotides long. The record is from the annotation of a GenBank genome assembly. Lineage: Eukaryota; Metazoa; Chordata; Appendicularia; Copelata; Oikopleuridae.
AUGACAGAUCUAAAUCUCCCAAGAUUCCAGCCGAAGAAAAAGAAGAAGAAGAUAUGUGGAUAUUUCGGAAGUGCUAUGAUGUUUGUCCUUGUUCUGAACCUAAAAAGUCUUUACGAUCGAUUCGUUGGUGCACCACGGCUCUACAAAGUUAUUGGCAUUGUGAACGAUAACCCAGAUGCACCUCAUUUCGAUGGAGAGCCGGAACAUUCAAUGGAGGUCGUCGACAUCGUCGACAAAUUGGAGAAGAUCUAUCCUCAAGAGUUUGGACCACAAGAAAAUCCUCCAAAAUGA